Molecule: messenger RNA, 603 nt
Organism: Rhizoctonia solani
Lineage: Eukaryota; Fungi; Basidiomycota; Agaricomycetes; Cantharellales; Ceratobasidiaceae
Product: THO complex subunit 5
Exons: 3
Coding region: 1-603 (200 amino acids)
Biological process (GO): positive regulation of DNA-templated transcription, elongation; mRNA export from nucleus
Cellular component (GO): THO complex part of transcription export complex
Molecular function (GO): mRNA binding
Source: RefSeq, a predicted model, not a curated record
AUGGUUGGCGCAUCGGUACUCUCAAACCCGCUCCCAGCGCAGCUACUCGCGUCGAUCGACGAGCUUCUUCAAGAACUCGACACCCUAGUUGCACCGAGUUCAUCAGUACCGCAUGACGUUACUCGAAAUGCUUCGAGCUCGAUCACAGCCCAGCUGAGAGAUCACUCGAGACAGUUGACGAACAUUGUGCGCGAGGCCAAGCAAAAUUCGUCAGAGGACAGGCUAAUGAAGGAUGAAGCUCAUCUCGGGUUGCAGAAUUUGCUGUAUGAGAGGAGGCAUUUGGAGAGAGAAAUUGAAAAGUGUAGGCAAUUCAAUUCUAUUUAUCAGGAAGUUCCUCUUCACACGCUUGAUGAAUUUAUGAGCAUUUCUCCUGAAGAAGCGCGAACAGAGGAGAUUCUAAAAGACGAACACCAGUUGUUACUCAGGCGAUUGAAUCUGGAACUCUCCGAGAGAGCGAGACACACAGAAGAAGCAAAUGAUUGCAGAAAAAGAGCGGUGCUUUCGGAGAACAAAAAAGCCGAGAGUGGGCUUGAUGCCUUGGUGGGCGACCUCGAUAAUCUUUCCAAGGCAUGUACCACGAAUCUAACCCAAGUAUACUGCUGA